GAAAAUAUAAGGUCACGAAACAAAACAUUCCAUAAACAUUUCAUACUUACUACCGUAGUUUUAAAAUCAUAUCAAUUCCAAACCGGCAUAAGAAUGAACAACAUACUUGUCGGUGAUAAUGACCAGCAAUUAUCUGCACAUUUAAGCCAUUUAUUAGAAGAAACUUCCAAAAAAGCGAUUCAAGAAAGAAAUAUAUUCACUAUCGGAGUUUCAGGAGGAUCCGCUAUAAAGUUUUUAACUGAUGCCAUCAUCUUAUUGGGCGAUAACGACCUAACAAAAUGGAAAUUUUUCUUUUGCGACGAACGCGUUGUUCCAGUAUCAAGCGAAGAUUCCAAUUUCGGAGCGUACAAAACUGAAUUAAUUGCUAAAACUAAUUUAAAAGAGGAUCAAUUUGUAAGGAUUAAAGAAGGAGUGGAAGCUGAUGAAGCGGCUGUCGACUAUGUCCAACAGAUGGAGCAAUAUUUUCCAACCGGAAAGUUUCCAGAAUUCGAUUUUUUAAUGCUUGGAAUGGGCCCAGAUGGACACACAUGUUCACUUUUUCCAGGGCAUAAAUUAUUAGAGGAAGAUAAACUUUGGGUGGCAUCUAUUGUAGAUUCACCUAAACAUCCUCCUCAGAGGAUUACUUUAACUCUUCCAGUUUUAAACAAUGCAAGGAAUUGUUGUUUUGUUAUUAAAGGAAUGGAUAAAGCUGAUAUGGUGAAGAAAGUAUUUGUGGAUAAGGAUCAAAACCUACCAGCAGCUAGAGUACAACCAAACUCAGGAAUGUUGCAUUUAAUAAUACAAAAUGGACUGUUAAAUUAAAUAGGAUUUUAUUUGAUCACUUGUAUAAAUACAGUCAAUAAUAUAAUAAAUACAAGUUUAAUAAAAUAUUAAGUACAUCACA
Onthophagus taurus is the source of this 883-nucleotide messenger RNA. It is a transcript of the gene Pgls, whose product is annotated as 6-phosphogluconolactonase. Gene Ontology annotation, biological process: carbohydrate metabolic process; pentose-phosphate shunt. Lineage: Eukaryota; Metazoa; Arthropoda; Insecta; Coleoptera; Scarabaeidae. Gene Ontology annotation, molecular function: 6-phosphogluconolactonase activity. The record is from RefSeq and is a predicted model, not a curated record.